This is a messenger RNA of Acipenser ruthenus (sterlet), 4938 nucleotides long. Its product is annotated as potassium voltage-gated channel subfamily G member 4-like. Gene Ontology annotation, biological process: protein homooligomerization; potassium ion transmembrane transport. Bases 1476 to 2993 code for a protein of 505 amino acids. The transcript has 4 exons. Gene Ontology annotation, molecular function: delayed rectifier potassium channel activity; protein binding. NCBI's taxonomy places the organism in Eukaryota, Metazoa, Chordata, Actinopteri, Acipenseriformes, Acipenseridae. Gene Ontology annotation, cellular component: membrane; voltage-gated potassium channel complex. The record is from RefSeq and is a predicted model, not a curated record.
UUCCAGAAAGCUUUUGACAAAGUCCCGCAUAAAAGAUGAAUUCUCAAACUGAACGCAGUAGGGAUUUAAGGAAAUGCAUGCACAUGGAUUAGGGAGUGGUUAACAUGUAGAAAACAGAAAGCACUGAUUAGAGGAGAAACCUCAAAAUGGAGCGAGGUAACCAGUGGAGUACCACAGGGAUCAGUGUUAGGUCCUCUGCUAUUCCUAAUCUACAUUAAUGAUUUAGAUUCUGGUAUAGUAAGGAAACUUGUUAAAUUUGCAGAUGACACAAAAAUAGGAGUGGCAAACACUGUUGCAGCAGCAAAGGUCAUUCAAAAUGAUCUAGACAGCAUUCAGAAAUGGGCAGACACAUGGCAAAUGACAUUUAAUAGAGAAAAGUGUAAAGUAUUGCAUGCAGGUAAACAAAAUGUGCAUUAUAAAUAUCAUAUGGGAGAAAUUGAAAUUGAAGAAGGGAACUAUGAAAAAGACCUAGGAGUUUAUGUUGACUCAGCAAUGUCUUCAUCUAGACAAUGUGGGGAAGCUAUAAAAAAGGCUAACAAGAUGCUCGGAUAUAUUGUGAGAAGUGUUGAAUUUAAAUCAAGGGAAGUAAUGUUAAAAUUUUACAAUGCUUUAGUAAGACCUCACCUAGAAUAUUGUGUUCAGUUCUGGUCACCUCGUUACAAAAAGGAUAUUGCUGCUCUAGAAAGAGUGCAAAGAUGAGCAACCAGAAUUAUCCCAGGUUUAAAAGGCAUGUCGUAUGCAGACAGGCUAAAAGAAUUGAAUCUAUUCAGUCUUGAACAAAGAAGACUACGCGGCGAUCUGAUCCAAACAUUCAAAAUCCUAAAAGGUAUAGACAAUGUCGACCCAGGGGACUUUUUGACCUGAAAAAAAGAAACAAGAACCAGGGGUCACAAAUGGAGAUUAGAUAAAGGGGCAUUCAGAACAGAAAAUAGGAGGCACUUUUUUACACUGAGAAUUGUGAGGGUCUGGAACCAACUCCCCAGUAAUGUUGUUGAAGCUGACACCCUGGGAUCCUUCAAGAAGCUGCUUGAUGAGAUUCUGGGAUCAAUAAGCUACUAAAAACCAAACGACCAAGAUGGGCUGAAUGGCCUCCUCUCGUUUGUAAACUUUCUUAUGUUCUUAUGUUCUCCACCAGGUGUCACUGUGCGGGAGAGACCUUACCGGAUCCCAGAAAGUCGACAAAGUGGCGUUCGCAAAGAGGCAGUGCUGGAGUGAAGGGGUCUGGAAUUCUGGAUCAUCUGGAGAAUGUUGUACUCUCUUGAACUAGGGAAGAUGGGUUCCUGGUGGAAUGUUGGGGAAUGACUGUCCUGCUGUGGAAAAGGAUGUAUUUUAAAGGUUUUUACCAUUGUGAAAGGAUGGGACUGGGUCAAAGAGAAAGGGGACUGUAUUCCUAAGCAAUGUGUCCCUACACUGUUUCCUUGGGUCCCAGCCAGCUCUGAUCUUGCGGAUGCUGUCGUCCCAGCCUUGAACCCACCAUGCCCAUUGUCUCUGGAACCAAUGACCAGGACUUUAGCAACCUGAGCCUGAGCGACGACAGCAGCCUCAACCAGAAAAUCACCAGCACCCCGGAGACCCAAACCAUCAAGGGGGUCUACUACAAAAGAGCCCAGAGAAUAUACAACCAGGACCAGCUGUACACCGUCGACCAGAAGAACCAGAUCCUCAUCAACGUGGGGGGCAACAGAUACACCAUCCCCUGGAGCACCUUGGAUGAGUUCCCGCUUACAAGACUGGGGAGGUUGAAAUUCUGUAGCAGUUACGAUGAGAUCAUCCAAGUGUGUGACGACUACGACGAGAAAGCCAACGAGUUCUUCUUUGACCGGAGCCCCUCUGCUUUCAGGAUCAUUUUGAACUUCCUGGCAGCUGGGAAGCUGCGACUCCUGCGGGAGAUGUGUGCCUUGUCCUUCCAUGAGGAGAUGACCUACUGGGGCCUGGAAGUGACCAGCAUGGAACGCUGCUGCAAGAGGAAGCUCUACACAAGGCUGGAGGACGUGGCUGGGAUCCAGAGAAAGGAGGAGGCUUGCAGGUACAAGAAGAAGGAGCACGUCCUGGUGGAAUCCACCAGAUCUGGGAUUUAUAUGAACAAGCUGAGGAACAUGGUGGAGAACCCUCAGUCUGGUCUCCCAGGGAAGGUGUUUGCUUGCCUUUCCAUCUUUUUUGUGGCCACCACGGUUAUAAGCCUUUGCAUCAGCACCAUGCCGGACAUCAGAGAAGAGGAAGAGAGAGGCGAAUGUUCUCAGAAGUGCUUCUACAUGUUCAUCGUGGAGACGGUCUGUGUGGGCUGGUUCUCCCUGGAAUUUCUUCUCCGCUUCAUUCAGGCCAGGAGCAAGAUGGAUUUCAUCCAAGGGCCACUGAACAUCAUCGACGGCAUGGCCAUCCUGCCCUACUACAUCUCCCUGGUAGUGGGGGAUGAGCAGGAGACCAAGGACAGGCCAGGAGGAAAGGGCUACCUGGAGAAGGUGAGUCUGGUGCUGAGACUCCUUCGGGGGCUGAGGAUUUUGUAUGUCAUGAGGCUGGCCCGACACUCCCUGGGGCUGCAGACCCUGGGCCUAACCGUGAGGCGCAGCAUAAGGGAAUUCGGGCUGCUGCUGCUCUUCCUAUGUGUGGCCGUCACUCUCUACUCCCCCUUGGUGUUCCUGGCAGAGAGCGAGAUGACCAAGGGACAGGACUUCACCAGCAUCCCGGCUUCCUAUUGGUGGGCCAUCAUCUCCAUGACGACAGUUGGCUACGGGGACAUGGUGCCAAGGAGUAUUCCGGGCCAGGUGGUGGCCCUAAGCAGCAUUUUGAGUGGGAUUUUAAUCAUGGCGUUUCCUGCCACCUCUAUCUUCCACAUGUUCUCCAGAUCGUACAUGGACCUGAAGGUGGAACAGGAGAGGUUGUUGAAGGAGGAGAAACGCAAGGAUGAGAAUGAAAUGUUUAAUGAUGCAGAUAGUUUAGAGUCUGAGGAAUCAGAAUACCUGCUGGAAUACAACAAUAUUGGGAACAAAAACUGAAUUGGAACUUGCUUUGUAAGAGGUGCAAACAGACUUCCGCACACUCCCAAAGGACAGGGAACAGUUUGAAAAGCUGGCUCUGAACUGUGUUAGAAGGAUUUUGUUGUAUUGAGAAUUAAAUUACAAUAUGUAAAUUAGAGGAAUAUUAUCUGAAAUGUAUGAUAGUUUAUAAUGGUAUUCACAGACAAAAAUAAGCUCAACCAUUAAAUCCAGCUAAGAUGUAUUCAGAUAUAUAGUUUAUCACAAUCUGUUAAUAAAAGAAUAACCUUAACAUUUCCAGCUGAUUUAAAAACCUUAGGAGAUCAUAUGUGAAAUAUUCCACUGUGAUUUAAAAAUAUAAUAGCUGCUGAAAUGAACCAUUGAUUUUCCAUAGCAGUCUUUUAACUUUAAUCUGUUCUACACCUAUUGCUUUCUUGAGUCUUGUACCUUAGCCAGAAAUCUAAUAUUUCUGUCACUUGAUAAUUCAAUUGUUUGCAAUGAAUUCAAGGCAGUCAAGACACUAUAUAUGCAACACCCCCAAUAGAGAUAGUGCUAACCAUAGGGUGAAAGUAGCAGAGCUACCUGGAAUCGAGGUCCUGUGUUUGUCAGAGUAAAACUGCUUUCCAAAGAUUUUCCAUGUCCUCUUACCUGGUUUAUUCUGUAAUUUCUCUGUUCUCAGUAGCCAUAGGCCUAUAAUAAAAAUCAAGACCAACCAAAGGCAUAGCGCCAUCUAGAGCACAGCUCCACCGAUUGUUUCCUAAAACAUUUUUCAGUCCAAGGUUUCUGUAGACAUAGGUUAAGCUUGUCCAAGUUUUCUUUGUACUGGGCCACUGUGACCAUAUCUGCAUUUUCAGCAUUUUCCACAGAAUUUACAUGGAAUAUCAAGUAAAGUAACUGGCUAUUUUUUAUGUUGAGUGUUUGGAUUUUCACUGUCAGAAAACUACAUGGAAUUCCAACCACAUCUGUGCUUUUAUUCAGUUUCAAUCAAAAGAGACCAUGCGAUUGUAGGCUGCAAACAAAAGUUUCAUGCAGUAUUAGCAGGGAAGGAAAGGGUUAGUUAGUGCAACUAUAUUUUUAAGGCAAACCAAUAUUGUUUGGUAAACCUCCACAUUAAAACAAGUAUUAAUUUCCGCCAAACAUUUAAGAACAUAUUCAUAGAUCUCCGUGCAUACAGAAAAAUAAAAAAAAAUAUCUGGUGAUAUGUAUUCUCUGCAGAGGUAAAGUGGAAGAUGAGGUACCAGUAGAACAUCUUUGCUCAUGUCUGUGGGAUCUACUUUCUCUGUGUUGUUGAAUAGUUGCACACGGCUCUAAUGCAACUUAUAUAGUGGAUCACACCACAUAAACCUGUAAUUAUUGCACAACAGGGGAUUAUCAUUAUUUUUGUCUAUCUGUGUGACAAGUGCCCUGCUAUUGGUCAAAUAACGGAUCAUUUCCUUGGUAAUUUUUUGGUAAAACUAAAAUAAAGGUUGACCUGAACUUUUGAAAAAAAUCAUCUGAAUGUUACAGUGUUUAAAGUGCACUUUGAACGAUAGUACUCUUGAAAACCAAUGACCCCCUGCCGAAUCUACAUGCACAAAAGGGCAUUGGGCUGGAGAGACUUCAAUGAUAAGAAUAAAAAAUGAUCAAUAGAGCUCACUUACCAUGAAAGUAAUUGGUUUAGAUCAAACUGAACUAGAACAGAAUGUGCCUGGAAAACAACAACCCAUCCUAAAUGAUCUGACAUAACGCAGACAGUGUCACUGCAGUGACAAUGCAGUGUCGCCGCAAUGACAUCACAGACAGAGAGUGUCACUGCAGUGACAAAGCAGGCAGACAGUGUAGAUGCAAUGGCAACACAGACAGUGCCACUGCAGUGACAACGCAGUGUCGCUGCAAUGGCAACGCAGACAGACAGUGUCACUGCAGUGACAAAGCAGACAGUGUCGCUGCAAUGACAACACAGACAGAGAGUGUCGCUGCAGUGACA